Messenger RNA from Biomphalaria glabrata, 2542 nucleotides. RefSeq names its product peptide-N(4)-(N-acetyl-beta-glucosaminyl)asparagine amidase-like. The transcript is spliced from 5 exons. Lineage: Eukaryota; Metazoa; Mollusca; Gastropoda; Planorbidae. Gene Ontology annotation, molecular function: peptide-N4-(N-acetyl-beta-glucosaminyl)asparagine amidase activity. The record is from RefSeq and is a predicted model, not a curated record. The coding region runs from base 27 to 1946 and encodes 639 amino acids. Gene Ontology annotation, biological process: protein deglycosylation; glycoprotein catabolic process; protein quality control for misfolded or incompletely synthesized proteins. Gene Ontology annotation, cellular component: cytosol; nucleus; cytoplasm.
GAUCUAAAGUAGAGAAAAGUCUCAAAAUGGCACCCACAGCUGAUAGCAUUAGCCAAAUGGUAAAUGAAAAUUCUGUUGAUAAUUUUAUGACUGCAUCCAAUAUCCUGAUAAAGUUUGCCGUGAACAUUUUAGAGAACCCAACUGAAUCAAAAUACAGGCGCAUUCGAAUCUCCAACCCUACCAUACAAAACAAAUUAUUAAAUGUUUCUGGUGGAAUGGAGUGUUUGUUUGAAAUGGGAUUUCAGGAAGCUGAGGAUGGGGAGUGUUUAGUAUUUCCAUCUAAUGCCAGCUUGCAAAUUUUAGAAACUAUUAAAAAUAAUCUUCAUAAGCAACGAGAAAAAUUGCAGAGGAAAAUGCAACCCACAAGUUUUGUGAGUAGGAAUAGUCAAAGAGUAGAGGAAGCAGGUGCUUCCGCAUCAACAUCUCAAACUCUUGUGACUGUAUCCCGUCCAGCUUCAUCUUACCUUGUAUCAGAAGCUGAAUUCUUGACACGCAUGGAAGAUGGACUAAGGCGAGUCAAACGCUAUGAGAAUCAAGCUUUGCAACAGAAAGUAAGAGACAUCAUUCCAGUCAAUCAACUUGAAGUAAAUGCAAAGCAAAGAUAUGACACAAGAUCCAGAGCACAAUCUACUUGGCAGAUGAAAGAUUUUCUGUUGCUGUCUUUACUCAACUGGUUCAAGACUUCAUUUUUUAAAUGGGUGGACACAUUACCAUGUGAGCGGUGCCAUGGUUCAACUCAAAACACUGGUUACUUAACCCCAACUCCUGAUGAUCUACAAUGGGGGGCUAGAAGGGUAGAGUCCCACUUGUGUAGUUCAUGUAAUCAUGUGAACAGAUUUCCAAGGUAUACAGAUGCAGAGAAACUGUUGACGUCAAGGUGUGGUCGAUGUGGUGAGUGGGCUGAUUGCUUCACUUUGUGCUGUAGAUCACUUGAUUUUGAAGCAAGAUAUGUUAUGGACUGGACAGAUCAUGUCUGGACAGAAGUGUAUUCAAACUCGCAGUCUCGUUGGCUUCACUGUGAUGCAUGUGAAAAUGUUUGUGAUAAACCACUUUUAUAUGAAAGUGGUUGGGGUAAAAAACUUACCUUUGUAAUUGCUGUCUCCAAAGAUGAAAUCCAGGAUGUUACAUGGCGCUACUCUGCUAAACACAAUGAAAUUCUUGCUAGGCGAACACUUUGCCGAGAAUCUUGGUUGCGAAGAGCAGUUCAUCAGCUAUGGAAGAGAGAAAUAUCAAGACUUUCCCAAGAAAGGCAGCAAGAACUUUGGCAAAGACUUAUAUGUGAAUUAACAGAGUUCAUUACAAAGAAGAAUGAUACAGCUGAAGCUCUUCCUGGUCGUACAACUGGUUCUGUUGCAUGGAGGGAAGCUCGUGGUGAACUUGGGGCUAGUGCAUCACAGCAAUCACAAGUACAAAAUAAUUUUGUUUUUAUUCCAACUGAAGCAGAACGAGAAUGUGAAAUGAUUCAUAUAGUUUAUAACUGUGCAACUGAUAAAUAUGUCCGUUUAUCUUCUGGAAAUCAAGAAUAUGAAGGAUGGCAGACAUGUGUUUUUACUAACCAAGAUAUUUUUCGUAAAGAAGAAUAUGAUUGGAAAAUGGUAUAUUUGACUCGGCAUGAGGAAUCUGCUUAUGGAGAAAUAGUUUGGAAAUUUGAUAUAACAGGUACAGAUCUAAGAAUUAGUAAAGUGGAAUUCAAAGCAGAAUCUGCUGUGUUUGAAACUGGUGCAGUAAACUGGAGAAUCUGUGCAGGAGAAAUGUGUUUUAUGCACACUGGAUCAUCCUUGCAAAACAUGAUAACAAUUGAUGUGCAUGGGUGCCAGACCCUGACUGUCACUGCAGUGUUACAAGGUGGUCAAGGGCAGAAUGCCUGGCAACAUGCUCAGCUAUUCAGACAAUCCUUAGAGAAUACAGGGGGCACUCCACUGGAUCUCAAAUUAUUUUUGAAUUAAUUUGUUUUUGAUGAAAUGUAUUAGGUACCGGUACUAAAUGUUAUUGUAACAUUUAGCACAAGAUAAGUGUGAUAUAUCUAUAAUGUCAGUUUUUUACUUUUAAUCAACUUUUUGCUGCUCAGCCUUUGACUCUUGGCCUAUAUCUUAGGCCAGGAUUUCCAAUGGCUUCCCCCCGCCCCUGCAUUUCAAGGAAGUUUUAAAAGUAAUUUGCUCAUGCCUGUCAAUAGUAAGCCUGUAGUUACGGAUUACUAGAUAAGCCUUUCUUGUCUAUUUUCUACAUUUACAGUGCUCCUCAAAAAGUUUUGAGAAUUUGAAGACCAUUUUAAAGUUGUUAAUUGUGAUAUUGUCACAGACUCUUUCACAAUACCACAUCCUUCAACCAGUUACAGUUGAUGCAAUGUAGAACUUUAUUUUUAAAAAAGCACCUUUUUGUCAGUUUUUACAUCAUUAAUUGGUUAUUGCAAUACAUUUAUACAUAAAGUAUUUUACAUUGAUUAUACUUUUUUAAAGCAUUAUGUUUGGUUUGAUUUUUCAUUGUAAUGUUAAACUGUUAUAAAUUAAAUUGCAAUUUGACAUUACUGGUUGCUUUGUAAAAA